Exserohilum turcica Et28A is the source of this 2406-nucleotide messenger RNA. RefSeq lists its product as uncharacterized. Gene Ontology annotation, cellular component: HAUS complex; mitotic spindle microtubule. The annotation marks the transcript as partial. The transcript is spliced from 2 exons. Lineage: Eukaryota; Fungi; Ascomycota; Dothideomycetes; Pleosporales; Pleosporaceae. The record is from RefSeq and is a predicted model, not a curated record. Gene Ontology annotation, biological process: spindle assembly. Gene Ontology annotation, molecular function: microtubule binding.
UCUUCCACCGCUACGACCACGACGACCACGACGACCAGCGGACAUGUGCGCACCACGUCAGUCAAAACAAACAAUGUCAAACCUCAACAAUUGAACCCCAUGCCGGCAUCGGAUAUCAGGCUCUUCGUGACCAAUCUCCGACUGCUGGACUUUGGCCAACGGCAGGACUGGCCAGACAUCACCGUGCAAACUUUCUCGGCGAAGAAUGCGGAUCAGCGUCAGCGGAUUGCCGGGACCGAGUGGGCCUUGUUCCGUCUGUUCGAGAUAUGGGAUCCCAACGAGACAGCACAGAAGCUCCAGCCCUUUUUUCCGCCUCUCGAGCCCCUCCAAUCGUUGAACCUCCGUGCUGCGCUGUUCCGAUGCCUCAACGACUUGAAGAAGAAUGGCGUCCUGGGAAGAGAGGCUGUCCUUAGGAAGACCAUGCUAGACGAGUGCAAGGGGGACAAAUUCUACGAGGUUAUGGCCAUAUUCUCCAACGCCGUCCUGAAAAAAGUACUUGCAGCACGCGAUGGCGGGGCUCGGGAUGCUGCCGUUGCAAGGAGGCUAGCAACGGCCCCAAUACUCUCGCCCGACCAACAGCGAUCAUUGCUUCCUCUCGCCAUUGCACACAAGGCGGCGCUACUCAAUGUGCUGAAAAAGAAAGAAGAAAAAAGAAGAAAAUACUUGGAGUUUGAGGGGCUAUUGGACAAAAAGGCCGAAGAUAUCAACAGCCGGAUACGCAAGUGCAAGGAUACCCCCCGGGCGAAGAAGCCCGCAGUGACACAGAAGGAGGCGGAUGUGGUCAAGAGGCAAUUGAAGGACAACUGGAUAGGCAACCAAAAAUGGCUCGAUGUCAUGCUACAUGGCGAUGGUGUCCAAGCAGAGGAUGCGUUCCUAAGCAGCCGCUUCGACAAGGUCUGGCACAUGGUUGAGAAUGAUCGAAAACUCGAAGACGUUGCACCAGAGACUGGGCUGCUAGAGAAUCUACAGUCGAGGGUGCGAGAGCAGCAAGAGCGACUGCAGAAAUGGAAAGCCUUUCAUGAUGAACUGCAGAGCGAUGCUGCGGGUACAGAGAAACCAGCGAAUGCGAAGAGUGCCGUGCCCAUCCAGGAGCUCAAAUUCGACGCCCACUCUCAAUAUCAGCUACCGUCUUCAAAGGAGAAGGUGGAGGAUGCGGCCAUCAAACGUCCGGAACUGCGAGCAGAGUACCGUGACAUCUUAUCUGAUAUGGAGACCGAGUUAUCAUGUGCGGGAACCAACAAGACAGGUCCCAUAUCCACCAUCAUGCCGCGACGACGUACAUCUCCAGCAAAAGAUACCCAGUCGCCUGUUCCAAGGAGGAAAAUGACCCUAUCAGACUCGCUACCAGGGUCACCAACCAGCCCAGUGGUUCCUCCAAAACCCAAACAUCUGUCCAGACCAAAUUCCCUGCAUAAAGUGCCUACCCUGUCUCGGCCGCCACAGCAUGUAUCAGCAGGGUCCACUCCCAUCGAUUCCGAGGCGACAUUGAUUGGUCAGUCUUCUACACGUCGCAGCACACCACCAAGACCCGGUCACGUGGCAUCGCCAGUAGAGACUCGUUACGAAAAUGGACUAACACGAGAGCGUACGCCGCCUACUUCAAUUCGUACCAACGGAACGUCCAAUGUCGAUAGCCCUGAGCCUACCGUUACUCUGACCGUACAAAAAGCCUCGCCUUCACCCAAACGAUCACCAGAGUCCCCACCCAAACCACUAAUCCUAACCUUUGCACCACCCGUCUUCGAUGCCGAAGAAGCCAUGGCCGACCAAAUCAUUGACUCCAUCGGCAAUGCAACUCCGUCUCCAGUCAAAAAGCCCCAGCCACGCAUGUCCCUGUCCCUGCUAGAACGAACACGCAUGACAAUGUCGCACAGCACAUCCUUCUCUCCCGUUGCCGAAUCCCCCGAUCCCCUCCCCACAAUGGCACCGCCUCCCCUCCCCUCGGCCAGCGACGAUGAUACCACAACGCGCCACGCCACGCUCCUCGAACGCACCCGCCUCAGCAUGACCGCCACACAGUCUCUCCCACGGCCCAAGAAGCCCACACAACGCAAAAGCAGCACCUCCCGCCAAAGCCUCUACCCCGUAAACCAAUUGGAAUCCCCCCACCCCCGCGACUCGACAGACCACCUUGACCACGAAAAUAUAGACGGCACCGACCAGCUGUUCAGCGACGAGACCGAUUACGACCAUGUCUUCAAGUCUCGCCCGAGAAUCGCUACGAGCCCUGUUUGGAGCCCCGAGGGCAGGAGAAACAGCACUGAUGCCGAUGAGGAGUAUGCCGAUGACGAUGAUCCAGAUGGUGUUACGGGCAUUGAUCUCGCGGAUGUGGAUCAGGAUUAUGAUGACGAUGAAGAGGGCGGGUAUAGGGGCAGUUGGGUUGACAGUCCCAGUCAGAAGAGGGGU